AAGCCGAGUAGUUUGUCCAAUAAUUGAUGUUAUUAGUGACGAAACAUUUGAGUACAUCCCAGUAUCGGACAUCACCUAUGGUGGGUUCAACUGGAAGUUAAGCUUUCGAUGGUACAAAGUUCCUCAAAGGGAAAUAGAUCGUCGUGAUGGUGACAGAACCAAGCCUAUCCGAUCUCCAACAAUGGCAGGAGGAUUGUUUUCCAUAGAUAAAGACUAUUUUGAAUAUAUAGGAAAAUAUGAUGAAGGGAUGGACAUUUGGGGGAGUGAAAACCUGGAACUUUCAUUCAGGAUAUGGAUGUGUGGAGGAACACUUGAAGUUGUCCCUUGCUCUCACGUUGGCCACGUUUUCCGCAGCGCGACACCGUACACUUUUCCCGGAGGUGAGAGUAACAUUAUCUAUCGAAACAUUGUACGACUUGUCUCCGUCUGGCUCGAUGAAUGGAAGGAUUUUUAUUACAUGUUUAAUCCAGGAGCCAAGAGAAUUGAGGUGGGAGAUAUCACAGCCAGGAAACAGCUACGUGAAAAGUUGAAGUGUAAAAGUUUUCGUUGGUACUUGGAGAAUAUCUUUCCAGAGUCUCAAAUGCCACUAAAUUAUUACUAUCUCGGAGAAGAAAGAUAUCAAAAAAGGGGUGGAGAUGUUUUUACUUCCUUCCAGGUUUUUGUCUACACAAAACAACAGCAAAUAAUGUGA
Messenger RNA from Limulus polyphemus (Atlantic horseshoe crab), 691 nucleotides. Its product is annotated as polypeptide N-acetylgalactosaminyltransferase 5-like. Lineage: Eukaryota; Metazoa; Arthropoda; Merostomata; Xiphosura; Limulidae. The record is from RefSeq and is a predicted model, not a curated record. The transcript has 5 exons. The annotation marks the transcript as partial. Gene Ontology annotation, cellular component: Golgi apparatus.